Messenger RNA from Echinostoma caproni, 561 nucleotides. NCBI's taxonomy places the organism in Eukaryota, Metazoa, Platyhelminthes, Trematoda, Plagiorchiida, Echinostomatidae. The record is from the annotation of a GenBank genome assembly.
AUGAACCGUGCCAAUCCACCGGAUCUGCUCACUCUGUCCCCAAGUCGUUCCAUUGAUUCUCAGCUGGCACAACUAAAUCAAAGCUUGCACAAGACUCAUCUAUCCGACGUCCCGUUCUCUCCGCGUUCUAAAUGUCCCGUUUUAAACUCCGAUCAAUUGUUACCAACAUCUUUGAGCGGGACCUAUUCGACAAGCUUCUCCAGCACCUCCUCCGGCGCAUCACGCGUUCAAGACGCUUUUACAACCUAUUCCAAUAGCGGAUCCUCUGGAGUUACUCGAUCUCGUGGCUCUGCUGAUGAUCGAGGUAGUAAUGGCUCUGGUGGGGUUGGACGUUGGCAACUCGGUCGACUGCGUGAUGUCUUUAUGGCACCGAAAAGGCCUCAAACACAAAUCACACCAGAAGGCCACUCUUUAUCACAGCGAUUAAGGAAGACGCGACAUCUGAACAAUGUGGUGCUAGCACGUCGAGGUUUAACCGCUGGUGAAGUGUUUGACAAGAUUUCUAAUGCGCUGAAUCAGGAAUCCAUACGGUUCACAUUGAAAGGGGUCUUGGAUUAUUAG